Parascedosporium putredinis is the source of this 867-nucleotide messenger RNA. The record is from the annotation of a GenBank genome assembly. Lineage: Eukaryota; Fungi; Ascomycota; Sordariomycetes; Microascales; Microascaceae.
AUGGCCAGGACCCACCUUUUUCGACAUCCUCCAAUCACAGUGCGCUUCAUUACUCCCAUCGAAUUUCAAUGGCUACAGCCUCUCCAAAUUCACCAGAACAAUUAUCUCCGAAUCCAAAAGCUCCGCGAAGAAAGCCAGGCGCUCGACGAUCAAAUCCGUGAAUGCCUGACAGGCCUUGCCUCUACGCGCAAAGAUGUCCUCUCCACGCAGGCGACGGUGUUCCCCUCGAAACCAGGCUACUCCUUCAGCUACGACGAGCUGCUAAACUACGCCAGGAGGAUAAGCAAGACCACCAUGCCGCCCCCGGAGUCACCAACGGCGUGGUCCCUCGGCAGAAGCGCGGGACAAACCCCGAUUACCACCCAACCCGCCACCCCCAUCUCCCAGCAGCCCAACGAGAUACCGUCCCAGCAGACCAUUGCGUCGACAAACACCACCCUCCCCGAAAAUUUGAGCUUUCACCUAAACCCCCACGCCGGCGCACUCUUCUUCCCCUGGCCCCUCGAAGACAAGAUUCGCUCCGGCGCAUUGUCAAGCAAUCAGCUCCUCGAGGAGCAAGGCGUGGACCCCAAGAACUACGAUCCCGUCGCGGAAGAGGAGAAGAGGCAGCGGGAAGAAGACGAGAAGCGACAGCGUGAGGAGGAGGAGCGGAUCCGCCGCGAGGAGCAGGAACGCAAGCUGCGGGAGGAGAGGGAGCGUGCCAUACUCGAGCGUGCAAAGCGAAGAGAAGAGGAACAGGCCGAAGGGUGGAGGAAAAACAGUGUUGCCGGAGGCGCGUCGAGCCAACCGGCGAGCAGUACGGCUGGGCCCGGAGAGAAGAAGCAGUUUCAGUUUACUAGCAUCGACGAUAUGGAUGAUGAUGACUAG